This is a messenger RNA of Eubalaena glacialis (North Atlantic right whale), 1298 nucleotides long. RefSeq names its product uroporphyrinogen decarboxylase (gene UROD). Gene Ontology annotation, biological process: heme biosynthetic process. The transcript is spliced from 10 exons. NCBI's taxonomy places the organism in Eukaryota, Metazoa, Chordata, Mammalia, Artiodactyla, Balaenidae. Gene Ontology annotation, molecular function: uroporphyrinogen decarboxylase activity. The coding region runs from base 113 to 1225 and encodes 370 amino acids. Gene Ontology annotation, cellular component: cytosol. The record is from RefSeq and is a predicted model, not a curated record.
GGGCAGGGGGCAGGCUCAGAAUUAGACUACAGCGGGGGCUGUGCUCGCGUUUACAGACAACUUACCAUGGAGGCGAACAAGUGUGGACCUCAGGGUUUUCCGGAGCUGAAGAAUGACACCUUCCUGCGAGCAGCCUGGGGAGAAGAAACAGACUACACUCCUGUUUGGUGCAUGCGGCAGGCAGGCCGCUACUUACCAGAGUUUAGGGAAACUCGGGCUGCCCAGGACUUUUUCAGCACCUGUCGCUCCCCCGAGACCUGCUGUGAACUUACUCUGCAGCCACUGCAUCGCUUCCCUCUGGAUGCUGCCAUCAUCUUCUCCGACAUCCUUGUUGUACCCCAGAUCUCCUCCUCCUGGAGUUACAGGUUGGGAACCCGGACGUUUUCUCCCCCACCAGGCACUGGGCAUGGAGGUGACCAUGGUGCCUGGCAAAGGGCCCAGCUUCCCAGAGCCAUUAAGAGAAGAGCGGGAUUUACAGCGCCUCCGGGAUCCAACAACAGUGGCCUCUGAGCUGGGUUAUGUGUUCCAGGCCAUCACCCUCACUCGACAACGUCUGGCUGGGCGUGUGCCACUGAUUGGCUUUGCUGGUGCCCCGUGGACUCUCAUGACAUAUAUGGUUGAGGGUGGCGGCUCAAGCACCAUGGCUCAGGCCAAACGCUGGCUUUACCAGAGACCGCAGGCCAGUCACCAGCUGCUUCGCAUCCUCACUGAUGCUCUCGUCCCAUAUCUGGUGGGACAAGUGGCUGCUGGUGCCCAGGCGUUGCAGCUCUUUGAGUCCCAUGCAGGGCAUCUUGGCCCACAACUCUUCAGUAAGUUUGCACUGCCCUACAUCCGUGAUGUGGCCAAGCGAGUGAAAGCCGGGCUGCAGGAGGCAGGCCUGGCACCAGUGCCCAUGAUCAUCUUUGCUAAGGACGGACAUUUUGCCCUGGAGGAGCUGGCCCAGGCUGGCUACGAGGUGGUUGGGCUUGACUGGACAGUGGCCCCAGAGAAAGCCCGGGAUUGCGUGGGAAAGACAGUGACCCUGCAGGGCAACCUGGACCCCUGUGCCUUAUAUGCAUCUGAGGAGGAGAUUGGGCAGUUGGUGCAGCAGAUGCUGAAUGACUUUGGGCCGCAGCGCUACAUUGCCAACCUGGGCCAUGGACUUUACCCUGACAUGGACCCAGAACACGUGGGAGCCUUUGUGGAUGCCGUGCACAAACACUCACGCCUGCUUCGACAGAAUUAAGCAAAAUCCUUUUCUCUGAAGUACCACUAACACAGAUGAUUGUUUCCAGGAGAAUAAAAGUUCCAGAGUUGGA